Messenger RNA from Jaculus jaculus (lesser Egyptian jerboa), 3248 nucleotides. RefSeq names its product nuclear receptor binding protein 2 (gene Nrbp2). The record is from RefSeq and is a predicted model, not a curated record. Gene Ontology annotation, biological process: intracellular signal transduction; protein phosphorylation; endoplasmic reticulum to Golgi vesicle-mediated transport. Gene Ontology annotation, cellular component: cytoplasm; endomembrane system. NCBI's taxonomy places the organism in Eukaryota, Metazoa, Chordata, Mammalia, Rodentia, Dipodidae. Gene Ontology annotation, molecular function: ATP binding; protein serine/threonine kinase activity. The transcript is spliced from 18 exons. Bases 1 to 1407 code for a protein of 468 amino acids.
AUGGCGGCCCCAGAGCCGGCGCCGAGGCGGGGCCGUGAGCGGGAGCGCGAGGACGAGAGCGAGGACGAGAGCGACAUCCUGGAGGAGAGCCCGUGCGGCCGCUGGCAGAAGCGGCGCGAGCAGGUGAACCAGGGGAACAUGCCUGGAAUCCAGAGCACCUUCCUGGCCAUGGACACGGAGGAGGGGGUGGAAGUGGUGUGGAACGAACUCCACUUCGGUGACAGGAGGGCCUUCGCAGCCCAUGAGGAGAAGAUCCAGACCAUGUUCGAGCAGCUGGUGCUGGUGGACCACCCCAAUAUCGUCAAGUUGCACAAGUACUGGCUGGAUGCCUCUGAGGCCCGCGCGAGGGUCAUCUUCAUCACAGAGUACGUGUCGUCGGGCAGCCUCAAGCAAUUCCUCAAAAAGACCAAGAAGAACCACAAGGCCAUGAACGCCCGGGCCUGGAAGCGCUGGUGUACACAGAUCCUGUCGGCACUCAGUUUCCUGCACGCCUGCAGCCCCCCCAUCAUCCAUGGGAACCUGACCAGCGACACCAUCUUCAUCCAGCACAACGGCCUCAUCAAGAUCGGCUCCGUGUGGUACCGAAUCUUCUCCAAUGCGCUGCCUGAUGACCUCCGGAGCCCCAUCCGCGCUGAGCGUGAGGAACUGCGAAACCUGCACUUCUUCCCACCAGAGUAUGGAGAAGUCAAUAAUGGGACAGCUGUGGACAUCUUCUCUUUUGGGAUGUGUGCAUUGGAGAUGGCUGUGCUGGAGAUCCAGGCCAACGGGGAUACCCGGGUCACAGAAGAGGCUAUAGCUGGAGCCAGGCACUCGCUGAGUGACCCCAACAUGCGGGAAUUCAUCCUCUCCUGCCUGGCCCGGGACCCUGCUCAUCGACCCUCUGCCCACAACCUCCUCUUCCACCGUGUGCUCUUUGAAGUGCACUCACUGAAGUUGCUGGCAGCCCACUGCUUCAUCCAGCACCAGUACCUUAUGCCUGAAAAUGUGGUGGAGGAGAAGACCAAGGCAAUGGACAUGCAUGCGAUCUUGGCAGAGAUGCCCCAACCCCAAGGCCCCCCCAUGCAGUGGCGGUACUCAGAGGUGUCCUUCUUGGAGCUGGACAAAUUCCUGGAGGAUGUCAGGAAUGGGAUUUAUCCACUGAUGAAUUUUGCGGCUGCUCGGCCCCUGGGGCUGCCCCGGGUAUUGGCUCCACCCCCUGAGGAGGCCCAGAAGGCCAAGACCCCAACACCAGAACCCUUUGACUCAGAGACCAGGAAGGUUGUGCAGAUGCAGUGCAAUCUGGAGAGAAGUGAGGACAAGGCUCGCUGGCAUCUCACGCUGCUUUUGGUGCUGGAGGACCGGCUGCACCGGCAGCUUACCUAUGACCUGCUUCCAAGUAGCGGACAGCGCCCAGGAUCUCGCAGCUGAGCUGGUGCACUAUGGCUUCCUGCACGAGGAUGACCGGAUGAAGCUAGGGGCCUUUCUGGAGACCACCUUCCUCAAAUACCGAGGAGCCCAAGCCUGACCCUCUCAGCCCUGGAGGCCCAGGCCAGAUGCAGCCGCUCAGGGCUGUCCAGUGGGGAAGAGCCCUGCUCCCCAGAGAUGCCUUCAGCCUGGCUGGCAUUCCUGGAUGCUGAUGAACACUGGCCUGCUGGUGAGGCCCUCUGGUCUCCUGCAGCAGUGUGGAACUCUGAGGUGGUCAUGAAGCCCAUCAGGGGCUGAGGGAGCUCCACUUGGAGUGGAGUGUGGGGGUCAAUCUGGAUGGACCUCUGCUAGGGGAACUGCUCCAUCUGAUGGGCAACAGCCCCCAUCCCCUGUUGGCACAGAAAAUCCAGGCUAGGAGCCCUGCAGGUGUCAGAAACGCCAGGCAGGCUAGACCAAGCUGGAGAAUAAGAGUUGAGCCUGUGGGCAACCAGCCUCCCCCACCAUUCCACCCCAGGUCCCAUGCAGACCAGCUCCAAACCUUGUCUCUGACCUUCCAUACACUUGAGACCAGAGCCUGUGCUCUCCUUCAUGCCCCGCCCCCAAGGGGAUGUCUCCCUGCUGUGUUCCCUGGCCAGGGUGUUCAGAGGUGAGGCAUGGCCCACUCCUCCCAGUGGUAGCUACAUGUUGGGGCCCUGAGGAUGUAGCUGGCUCUGUCUUUUUCUCUCCAACUCUUUUCGAUCUUGUAGGUUUCAGUACCCCAGUGGAUUCUUCACUCCUUCCAACCAUCCUGGUUUAUUGGUUCUUAAACUGACUGUCCUCCAGUUUCAAAUUUAAAUAAUCUUAAACAUUUUAAAUUGUAUGUAUAAAUUAAAUGCAUUCAGGUUUCUUUAUAAGCAUUUCAAAUGUGAAACCAGGAAGGCUUACCACUAUAUCAGUUCCAUAUUGCUGCUGUAGCAUCACACACCCAGAGGCUUGGGAUGACACAAAUGUGUUAUAAUUCUGUAAGUCAGAAAUUUGAUACAGGGUCUCACUAGUAGUCUAAGAUCAAGGUGUCAAUGGGCUAAGAUACUUCAUGGAGGUUCUGGGGGAAACUUACUUCCUGCUCAUUUAAGCUAGUUCCCUCUUUUGUCUUUUUGUAAUUCCCCCCCCCCCCGGAACUAGACUGAUCCUAAGGACCCAUCCUAGGGCCCUUCAUUUAAUUGGCAAGCACUCAUCCCCUAAGCUAAGUCUCCAGCUCCUCAUUUAAGCUGUUAGCAGAAGUCCACUUCCUUACAGUGGUAGGACUGGGGUCCUUGCUUUCUCACCGACUGUUAGCUGAGCUUUUAGAGGCACCACCUUCCUUGCCUCUCCUCUCUUCCCUCCCUCCACCUUCCAGGCCAGCAGCAUAAGGUUCAGUUUUUGUCAUGGAUUGGCUGCCUAGUUUUCUGCCAACAGGUUCUCCAUGGGACUCCUGUGAUUAAUUUGGAGCCACCUAGAUAAUCCAGGAUAAUGUUCAACUCAAGGUCACACCUUUUGCCAUGGGGACUAACUUUCCUGGGUUCCCAUGGUUAAGAGAAUGGACUCAGGAGAAAGGGCAUGCUGCCUACUAUAAAACCUUAACCAAAGCCAAAAUCAAAGCAAAUUUGCCAAGGCACAGCUAAUAAAUGAACUAUGGUGGGGAAUUUCAAGUAAUCUUAAACAUUCCAGUAAUAUUUCCAAGCUUUUAAGUUCUCAUACCUUUCGACUUGAAAUUGCAGAUCUCAAAGAACAUAUUCUAGGAGACUAAACUGAUUGUGCAUGGACUUACACAGUUGGAGAAACAAAUGCUUAACAAUGUAUGAGUGAUUAAACUGAAGUUAAAAGCA